Messenger RNA from Geosmithia morbida, 1011 nucleotides. RefSeq lists its product as uncharacterized. The record is from RefSeq and is a predicted model, not a curated record. The transcript is spliced from 3 exons. NCBI's taxonomy places the organism in Eukaryota, Fungi, Ascomycota, Sordariomycetes, Hypocreales, Bionectriaceae. The coding region runs from base 1 to 1011 and encodes 336 amino acids.
AUGAGGUCCACCGCGGUCAUGGCCCUGGCCGGUCUGGCCUCGGCGUGGGGAUACCCGGACUGCGAACCUGACAACUGCUUUCGUAACCUCUCGGAUGACCGCUUCAAGGGACUAGCCCCCAGCUUCUGCCAAGGACUUCUCUCCGGCGCCACCACGGCUGCAGACGCCAUCCCCACCGACUUCUCCAACUGCCAUGGCAGCAUCGCCGCCGUCUCCUCUGCCUGCUCGUGCAUCGUCUAUACGGCCACGCACACCGCUGACGCCCCGGGCACUUCUACCCCCGUCGGAACAGCCGCGGCCGGAGAGGAGGCAGACACCACUUUCACGUCACCCCGCACCACCACCACUGGCACGGCUCCCAUCCCCGACACCCCCACAGCCACGACCCCCCUCAUCACGUCCGCGGACGAGGCUGGCACCACCGCACCUCUCACAGCAUCCACCCAGGAGCAGGAGACCAGCAAGCCCGACACCACCCCUGUCCUCACACCCCCGGUCAGCCCGACACCGACGUACGGCUGGACCACCUCGACGAUCUACACCAGCAGCAUCAUCACAGUCACCUCCUGCGCCGCCGAUGUGACCGACUGCCCCGCCGGCGGCAGGACGAGAAUCGUCACCAGCACCAUCCCGCUCACCACCACCGUCUGCCCCAUCACUUCCACCGAGGAGGGCAGCAGCACGUACCUCUCCACCCCUGCCACCUCCAUCCCUACUGCCACGUCUGCGACGAGCCCUGCCGUCCCGACUUCUCCUGCUGGCACCACGUCUACGGAAGAGGCUGGCUCUACGCCUGGCACUACGCUUGGCACUACGCCUGGCACUACGCCUGGCACUACGCCUGGCACCUCUCCCGUCACCACACCUGGGACGACCCCCGCCAUUACCCUCACUCCUCCCACGACGCCGACGACGUCUACCGAGAAGGCAUCCACAACCCCCGCAUCAUCACCAUUACGUCCUGCGGUCCCGAUGUUCCUGACUGCCCUAACGGCGGCACCACCGUCGUGA